Molecule: messenger RNA, 4827 nt
Organism: Microplitis mediator
Lineage: Eukaryota; Metazoa; Arthropoda; Insecta; Hymenoptera; Braconidae
Exons: 10
Coding region: 294-2834 (846 amino acids)
Biological process (GO): zinc ion transmembrane transport
Cellular component (GO): plasma membrane
Molecular function (GO): zinc ion transmembrane transporter activity
Source: RefSeq, a predicted model, not a curated record
UACACUGAAUAUUAAAAAUAAGUAUACUCUGACACAUUUAACAACUGUCGGUACUCAUAAAAGGGCUUCUGAGUAAUUUUGUGAAUAUAAAUACGGGAUAGGUCUAAUUGCUUUGGGUCUAUCAGUACUAUGGUUCAUGGUCACUCUGAGCCCUCUAAGCCGAACCGGAAAAGGUCUGAAUUUUCACAAGCACACUUUUGAACAUUUGGUUAGUUUGCUAAUACCAACAGUUGGCGUCCAGACGGUAGUUAUACAUUUUAAAGUCUGCCCGCCAGUGGAGGUGUUAGUGAGCUAUGGCGCCGCAUCAUGAAGACAUCGCCGGGAUUGAUGGUCAAAAAAUUAACAUACACGUGGAGGAUGUCCUCAACCCGUCGACGGUGCUUAUGGCAAAAGCCGUGACCAUGGUUGUUUUGUGUGUGGUCAGUACCAUUAUGGGAAUUAUUCCCAUCCAACUGGGCAAGUGUUUUAACUGGGGCACGUCCGACAAAAGUGGAAAUCCAAGAUCCUCGAGAAUAGUAGGAAUGCUUCUAGGAUUUGGCGGAGGUGUUUUAUUUUGCACAACAUUUCUCCACAUGCUGCCAGAGGUCGUAGAAAGUGUUGGCUUACUCUCCGAACGCGGUGAACUUCCCAAGUUCAAUUUUCCUCUCGCCGAAGCGUUUGUCUGCACCGGGUUCUUCAUAAUGUAUCUAGUAGAGGAAAUAGUCCACACAAAAUUACGCCACCGUGAAAAUCACGUCGCACAUCAUCAUCAUCCAGAAAAAGAUGUUAAUCACAGUACUAAUGAUUUGGUUGAGAAUAACCAAGGCUGCGCCGUUGGUCAUACACAUCAUGGUCAUUCUCACGGUUACGGUCAUGGCCAUACCCAUUUACCGGCAGCAGCAAUAAACGAUCAUCAUGAUUUUGUAAUAAGUUCACUGAGAGGUUUGCUGAUAGUACUCGGUCUGUCUGUUCAUGAACUAUUUGAAGGACUCGCAAUAGGGCUAGAAGGGUCUGCCAAUGACGUCUGGUACAUGUUUGCCGCAGUGGCAGCUCACAAAUUCGUCAUUGCGUUCUGCAUUGGAGUUGAACUGGUUGCUUCAAGGACACACCAGUGCUUAAGUAUUAUCUACGUCUGUACAUUCGCAAUUGUCUCGCCAAUGGGUAUUGGUAUCGGAAUGCUUCUCGUCGGCGGGGAUAGUCCAGCAGCCAGCGGACCUCUUCCCGUAAUUCUUCAGGGAAUAGCUACGGGCACACUCCUCUACGUCGUAUUUUUCGAGAUAUUACAUCACAACCGCGAUGGUCUCCAUCAGUACUUAUCAAUCAUCAUUGGUUUUAUACUCAUGUUUGGACUACAGAUAGCGAAAAUGGAUAAUUCAGGAGCUGCGGGGUCGUAUCAGACGACUCAAACGUCUUUACUACUCGCGAAAAUAGCCGCGAUGUUUAUUCUCGGAAUCGGUUCACUGGGAUUGGGAAUUCUGCCCCUGAUUAUUGGACGCUGCAGAUUCAGACGGCGGCAGAAAUGCGCUCUUUCAAAUUGCUCUAGCACUUCUACCGAAGCCUCUUCGACGAUUGACAAGACAACGCAGGGUUUGCUGACAUCAUUAUUACUGUGUUUCGGCGGUGGAGUUUUGUUAUUCACGACAUUUCUUCAUUUGGCACCAGAAGUUCGCCAGAGCGUAGAACGACAUCAGUCAAACGGACAACUGCUCAGCAUUGGGACUUUAAGUAUGGCCGAGUUACUUUUUUGCAUUGGAUUUUUCCUGGUGUACUUUGUCGAGGAGACCGUCCACGCGACUUUGACCGGAAAAAAUUCAUCUUCAGAGGACCUGCUCUAUCGGACUGUUUCCGUAAGAAGAUGCAACAAACAAGCGCCCGUCUCUGCGUCAACCACCACAAUAACAACUGUCGCGACGAGCAAAAAAGCGUCGUCUCCAACCUCUUGGAAUAUUGGAAAAUUGAGAUACGACGAUGAGGAUGAAGAUAAAAACAGUAACAACAAAACAAUAAAUAGCGAAUCGCCGACCAGUCGUGGAGAAGUAAACAAAAAUGAUGUGCUGCCGGCAGUGUUUAUUCAGUCGUCACCGUCGAUGGAACCCCCAGUGGACGCAGGUCGCGAAGAUGACCAGUUCGUCGCACCUCCUAGCUACCAUUCCCACGCACACGGAUCCCACAGUCACGCUCACGCGGACACGUCAGUUCGCGGACUGCUGACAGUUGUCGCCCUGUCAUUCCACGCGAUAUUCGAAGGUCUCGCGGUAGGCUUAGAACCUUCGGUUGGGUCAGUGGUCUACCUGGCAGCCGCAAUCGCUACCCAUAAAUUGGUGAUAGCUUUUUGCGUUGGAAUGGAACUUUAUGUCACCGGCGCCUCCACCAGAACAAUACUCGGCUACAUGUCUGUGUUUUCUCUGGUGACGCCACUAGGUAUUGUCUCAGGACUUGCUCUCGGGUACUUCAAAAAUGACAGCGAAAACCUCGGGACAACACCAACGAUACUUCAGGGCAUGGCUGCAGGAACUCUUCUGUACGUCGUAUUUUUUGAAGUCCUCGCGAGGGAGCGAGCCAACGAUAAAAGUGGGCUGCUACAAUUAGCAGCUAUCGUUGCUGGAUUCAUGCUAAUGCUGGGACUUCAAUUAGCCACUUCCCAUGCACAUUCUCAUGGACACGGACAUGGACAUGGACACGGGCACUCGCAUGGCGUUGAAGAGGAUCAUGAUACCCAUGGUCACACGGAACACGAUCAUUCAAUGACGUCAAUUAGUGAUAGUAUCAAUAGGAUAUCUACGACAGUAACGGAAGCUGUUACUUCAAUCAUGACCUCAACAGUAUCACCCAGCACCGAGUCAGGGCAAUCUUAAAAUAUAAUUGUUAUAUUUAAGUAUUAAUUUUAUUAUUCCUUAGACAAUAUUCAAAGUCUGAGUUGUUGAGUUUAUAAAAACUCAACUUAAACGUCUUAUCAUUUGCUUAUUUACUCGUGAUACCGAGUUAUCAACGAUAAAAUAAGUGAUUAAUGAUAAUAAUAAUAAUAUAUAAUUAUAAAUAAUUGCUAAGUUUAGUUUUUAUAAAAGUAACUUACGGAAUUAGGAUCUGCUGAGCAGAAGCAGAUACCCAGUUAUUUUUUUUUUAUACUUUAAUUAUUAUAGAACCUGUACAAGUGCGUUAGACUUUUUUUUUAUUACGAAAGUUUGGAAUAUUGACGGUAACGAUUCAUGAUAUUUAGUCAUGAAUACGUUUUAUUAAUUUAUAAUUUAUCCUAUGGAUAAAUAAUAUUUAUACACCGAUAAAUAACUUGUGACAAUAAAUUUAUAGAUAGCGAUAAUUAAGGAGAUAAAGAUAGAGAUAUAAAUAAAUAAAAUUAAAUCUACGAGCUUAUACUUGAUAAUAAAUAACUUUUUUUUUUAAUUUUUAAUAAUGUAAAUAUUUGAAUUUAUUUUCAUUUAUAUUACUGUUAAUUUACCAAUAAAUAUGUAUAUAUAUUAGGGUGGUCCUUAUUUUGGACAUUUUUGAAUUUUUAUACUCCCAGAGGCUUAUGUGGUUCGAAAUAAAUGAAAAAAAAUAUCCUCAAAGUUUCAGAUCUCUAUCUCAAUUUUAACCCGUGCCGCACAGCAAUGUAAGUUUCCCAUUUAAAUAACACGGGGUUUUAGGCAUUGAACAAUUAAUUUUUUAUUCCGGCUAAAGUAAUUGUUCGAAAAAUUUGAAACUCUGUAGACUUUAUCCUUAUAUCAGCAGCUGCUCCUCAGAAUUUUUACAGAUUUUCAGCUACUAUAAUUUUGGGGGUACAGCGUGAUCAAAAAAAAUAAAAAAAAUAUUUUUUAUUUCUAUCUAAAAUUUUUUUUAAAUAACAUAUCAAAUCACUCUGCAUGCUUAUAAGAAGUUUUUACUUUUUUUCAUUCUCGCACCCAAUUGGGUGAACAGCAUAUCUUUGUUGCACUAAUACAGUAAUCAGGAGCUUUGGACGAGUUUUUCUUAUGAACAAACGAAUAUUUUCAAAAAAUUAAAGCGCACUUCGCUAAGUAAGACAAUAAUGCGUUAAUGUGCAGUAGAAUGUAUCUUAAAAGGAUUUAUCGAAUUUAUUACGAUCACCUCUUAAAAUAGUUUCAAUUACAACAGAAAAGAUUCCCUUAAAGUUUAAGCUCUUAAUUCUAACGGGAAGAGUUACCGCAAAAUUUUUUUUGUGAUUUCUUCCAGAAAUAUUUUUGUUUAUGUUAUUUGACUUUGUAUCUUUUUCAAAAAUCCAUAAUGCAUUCAAUUGAUAUCAGAGAUCGGUAUAUCUAUGCCGUAUGUCUUAGUUUAACAUUUAGUAAAUAUAAUCAAUAAAUUAAAUUUCUUUCAAUAUUUGCUCAAAUAAGUUCGUCACCUUUAAGUUUAUUAUUUGUUUUAACCAUUAAAUAAUAAACAAAAUGUUAGAAGUUUCGUGUAUCAUAAUAUCGAAAUAAUUAUUUAUUUACAAUUCUUUAACUAUAAUAAAUUAUUAAUAAAAUAGAUCUCUUUGAUAAAUAAAUAUAAUAAACUUAAAAAAUCACAAAAACAAAAUUUGCGGCACGUUGUCCCGUUGGAAUUAAGAGCUCAAACUUUGAGGGAAUUUUUUUUUGUCGUAAUUGAAACCGUUUGUGAGGUGAUCGUAAUAAAUUCAAAAAAUCCUUUUAAGGAACACUUUACUGCACACUAAUGCAAAGUUCCUGAUUACUGUAUUAGUGCAACAAAGAUAUACCGUUCACCCACUUAGGUGCAAGAAUGAAAAAAAGUAGGAACUUCUGAUAAGGAUGCAGACUGAUUUGAUAUGCUAUUUGAAAAAAAUUUUAGCUAAAAAUAAAAAAAAUAUUUUUUUUCUUUUUUUUCAUCAAGCUGUAU